AUGAGGAAGGAGAGUGAGGAAGGCCAUCAGGACUUUCGGAGCCUCCAAGCAAAGUUCCAGGCCUCUCAGCCUGAGCCCAGUGAACACCCCAGAAAACCCCCGAAACCUGAGUUCAACAAACUGCCAAAGAAGUUUCCACAGCCUGAGUCAGACGAGCACUCCAGGAAGUUUUUGCAGUCUGAGCUCAGCGCAGCCCCCAAAAAGCUCCCGCAGCCCGAGUUCAGUGCAGCCCCCAAGAAGCCCGCACAACCUGAAAUCAGUGAGCAACCCAGGAAGCCCCCACAGCCUGCAUUCAAUGAAUACCCCAGGAAACCCCCGCAGCCUGAGUUCAGUGCAGCGCACAAGAAGUUCCAACCGCUUGAGGCCUGUCCAUUGCCCAAAAAGCUCCCACAGCCUGAAUUCAUCAAGGCUCCUCAGAAGCCCCCAAAGCUCGAGCCCAGCAAUCCCACCAGGUCACCCUCAGAGCCCAAGUCUGGUGGGUUCCCCAAGAAGCUCUGGCCACCCGAGCCCAGUGAGGCCACCCUGAAGCCCUCUCAGGCCGAGUUAGGGGCUUUUCCCAAGAAGCCCCCGCAGGCCGAGCUCGAAGCCUUUCCCAAGAAGCUGUCCCAGCCAGAGUCAGGCACACAGCUCUGGAAGACCCCGCAGCCUCAGGUCGGUGGGCUCUCUAAGAAACCCCCGCAGCCUGAGUUCAGUGAGGGCCCAGAGACACCAUCCUUGAGACCGGAGCCCAGUGAGCCCCACUGUCACCCCCACCCCCCCAAGUCUGAGCUGGAUGCAUUUCCCAAAAGGGGUCUGCCACCUCAGCUGGCAGAGCGCCCCAGGAAGCCGGUGCAGGCAGAGUUUGGUGACCUCACCAGGACAGCCUCGGAGCCGGAGUUCGCUGUGUUUCCCAAGAGGCCGAGGCCACCUGAGCCCAAGAAGGCCCCUCAGGUCGAGCUGGGUUCCCUGCCGAAGACCACUUCAGAGUCUGAAUUCAGCUCCCUGCCCAGGAAGUUCCCACUGUCCGAGGGCCACAGGCUGCCCCGCAAGUUCUCACAGCCAGCCGAGUUCUUCAAUGACCUACCUUGGAAGCCCCCACUGCCCAACUCAGUCUCAGAGAGCUCGCUGCCCACGGCCACAGGGGGCCCCAGCGCCAGGUUCCCACUCAGUCCGGGCUUCAGAACCCGCCCCACAGGACAGCGGCGGCCAGGGGCCCUCGUUCACAGUGGAGGCAGGAGGCUGGGCCUGGGACCUGGCCACCCACCCCGGCGCAGGUCUCUGCCUCCUGCCAGCAGCCUGGGACCUCCUCCUCCAAAGCCCCCACUGCCCCCAGGCCCCCCGGACAUCCAGAGCUUUCGGAAACCCUCAACUACAGGUGGGUUGAGCUGUUCCCUGCAUCGGAGCCACUCCUCUGCUAGCAUCCACUUCUGGAUCCACCAGCGUGAAGCCAGCCCGAAGGACCCGGACCAAAUCUAUGAACUUUAUGACGACGUGGAGACAGAGGAAGCAAGCCCAAGCCCCAGGAGCAGAGAUGCAGUACCAGCUCCACAGCAGGUCACCACGAGACCCUCACAGGCCCCAUCAGAGCUCAGGAAGGAGAAGGGCCCCAAGCCACAGCAGGCGUCGCCUGUGGUGCCGCCCACGGACCUGAAAACCCUGAAGCAGAUGAAAAAGGCCGAGAAAGCAGAGCGGGAGUUCCGGAAGAAGUUCAAGUUUGAGGGGGAGAUUGUGAUUCACACGAAGAUGAUGAUUGACCCCAACGCCAAGACACGCCGUGGGGGUGGCAAACAUCUGGGGAUCCGGCGUGGGGAAAUCCUGGAAGUGAUUGAGUUCACCAGCCCAGAUGAGAUGCUGUGCCGGGACACCAAGGGCAAGUAUGGCUACGUGCCCAGGACAGCUCUGCUCCCCCUGGAAACGGAGGUGUAUGAUGACGUCGGCUUCGGCUUCUAG
Molecule: messenger RNA, 1929 nt
Organism: Chrysochloris asiatica (Cape golden mole)
Lineage: Eukaryota; Metazoa; Chordata; Mammalia; Afrosoricida; Chrysochloridae
Gene: PRAM1
Product: PML-RARA regulated adaptor molecule 1
Exons: 9
Coding region: 1-1929 (642 amino acids)
Biological process (GO): T cell receptor signaling pathway; protein localization to plasma membrane; integrin-mediated signaling pathway
Cellular component (GO): plasma membrane
Molecular function (GO): protein binding
Source: RefSeq, a predicted model, not a curated record